Spirodela intermedia is the source of this 7309-nucleotide messenger RNA. Lineage: Eukaryota; Viridiplantae; Streptophyta; Magnoliopsida; Alismatales; Araceae. The record is from the annotation of a GenBank genome assembly.
AUGGCGUGCCUCCUGCGGUCUCCGCCGUCUGUCUCCGCCGCAACGUCUCUCUCAACCCGCGAGCCGAGUGGUACCGCGAGCCGAGUGUCUACGGUUCUUCGGUGCUCCCGCCGGGUGGUCGCCGACGACGGCAGAGAGGGUGCCACGGACGACUUCCACUCUACCCUCCGGGCCCUCAACUCCACGGGCUCUCGCCGCUCCCCGAGGAAGUCCCUCGGCCAGGUAAUAUCCUGCUCCGCAGUACGCCGCAUGCUUCUUAAAAAAUUGAAACGUCCUAUGCCAUUGAGUUAGGCCGGAAGCCUCGGUGGUCUUCCCCCCCACAGAGCAAGUUGGAAACCUUGCUGCUAUCCAUGACUCAAGCACUCCAAGGUUUGUGACUGUAGUGCCUGAAUGGGAGACUGUGGAGGUUGUGUAGGAUUGGGGUCAAAUGUGAGUGAGGAUGGAGGGCCAAGAACUGAUGGAAAAGCUUUCUUGAGUUCAUGUCUCCGGUGGAGGUGAUUAAAGGUGACCUUGUGUAAUCACUCUGGGAGAUGUUUGGAUGGUGAAUUAUUUUUUUUGGAGGAUCAGUCACCGCAUCCCUGUGAUUCAAUAUGCACGUAGUUUAUUCAACAAGUCUAGUGAUCUCAUCUAGCUGGUUUCUGUCCAAUCUCUAACUACGGUUUUGGGUCCUCUUGCAUGUCCUGAUGCCUUAAACGAAAGCUGCCGGAACCAAUUAAAUUGCUAUUAAAGGAAAUUUUAUGCUUUCGGAUCAACCUCAAUACUUAGAAACAAUGAAAUUUCAAUAUCGUAGACAGGAAGUCGUCCCAAAGCAUUGGAUAAAAUCUUUUGGAUGUCGGAUGCCAGGUGGUGAUCACUAGUUUCUUACCGUUGUUUAUCUGCAACCUUUUUCGUAGAUGUAAAGGAUAAAAACUAAGUGACAUGAACUAGAAAAUCCAGGAACUUUUCUUUAUAUUGCCUCUUUUUGGUUGAGGGAGAAGGGCAUCAUAUAGCUGAUACUUCGUGCGUAUCAGUCAACACAAGCAGAAGGGUGAAACACUAAGUCAAAAAAAUUGAUAUAUUGUAGGGAAUUUUAUCUUAUUUUUUCCAUAAUUCCAUCGCAUAGUAGUAUCCUGAAGGAAGAACCAUAGUGAAAAUUGGGGGAAGACUAAUAUUAGUCAGAAAUUCUGCUGAAAAAAAGGCCACCUUUUGUUAGCCUGAUUUUUUUGACCAUGUUGUCGCUUUGAUAACUGUGCUUCAUCAUGGAAACGUAGCAGUCUCAAACUUUGCUCUUGCUUUCCUAUUAGUUCAUAGUGUGACGGAUACUUCAUGCUUAAGUUUGUCCCGCAUCAGCUCAAACUUUUCUAUGCGCUUUUCAUCAUAUGAUUAUGCUAUCAAGAAUCAGUUUCUGCAGAACUUCAUGUUGCCUGAUGUUCGUUGUGGUUCGUUUAUUGCAUCACUCAAAACGGUUCAUAAUACCUGGUAAAUAAUCUUAACGAGCUGUGGCAUAUGUUUCUUUGAAAGGAAUACCAAGAUCUUGUUUUAUAUGAAUAGAAAAUGAGUACUGCUGCAUGAAAAUAUACUCAAAUAGUUGCCCCGGUAUGUGCAGGGUAAAUUUUUCUUUCAUGUUGCGGUGACUGAUGUUAAUACCAUGUUUUCUGCAGCAUUACAUGGUCAACUCUUCAAUUAAUGAGCAACUCUCCUCCAUAGCCGAGGUAAAAGACGGUGAUGUGGUUCUAGAAAUUGGGCCUGGUACAGGAUCUUUGACCAAUGUUCUCAUCAACUCUGGUGCCACAGUCAUCGCAAUUGAGAAGGUUAAAAGCGUGUUUCGUCAAUGCUUGUAGCUUGGUUUAUCAUUGAAUGAGAUGUUAAAAAUAGAGCUAUCCGGUGACAAAGAACACCUAACUAGAACUAUCCUUAAACUAACAACUGAAAAAUUCCAAGCGUAAUGUCAUGAGUUUACAAGUGACAAGGUAUGAACUGUGAAGCAUGUCUCUGUAUCAAAUCAACAUCAUGCUAUUUAAAGAAUAUUAGCAUGGUAGAUGCCAUCAGUGUAAAACAAUAUUUUAAUGUUUAAUGAAGCAUGCUUACCAUUCUUUCUGUCAAACAUUUCAAUAAUUAAAUCGACUUGGCGCACAGCUUUAUACUGCUUUAAACUACCAUAUUGCACAAUUACGUUUACCUACCCAUGACAUUGGAGAAAUUGUCCGCCGGUUCCUGUGUGGGUAAUCAGAAUUACAUGAUAACUUAUUAAUACUUCCUGAUUUUUAAGCAUGUAUAUUAUUUAUAAAUUUUCUGAAGAGAGCCAGAUGAAUAUUUCUUUCGGUUUUUCUAAUUAUUCCUGGAUCGUAUUAGAGUUUUAGAAAUCCCUAAUCUUAAGGCAAGGCAAGUAAAAGACAAUUUACUGAUGUUUUCUAAUAUAUAUACUUUGCUGGUUAAACGUCACAUUCUUACCUUUUUCCUUGUUAAUAAAUUUUGUUAAACAACAGAACUUUCGUUCCUUACAAAAUAAUAACCUAAAAGAAGAAGACACUUGCUUUCAACUCUUCUCUUUUCAUCAUAACAAACGUUUUUUUAUUGCAGGAUCCACGCAUGGCAACACUUGUUAGGGACAGAUUUGAAGGCGUUGAUAGCCUGAUGGUGAGGUUCGAAGCUCAUUACUUUUGAGCUUCGAAUUAUCAUUGAUUCUGGCCAUCAUUUUCUUAAGAAUUACCAAGCAUGCUAGCGUGAUGCAUGUGUAGAAUGACGCGUACGAUUUCUUUGGUCUAAAAUUGUUAUGUACACGCCAAACAUGGUAGGUAUGUUAUGAUCAGCCACAGGGAAUACACUGUUCUUUGGCAUACAAAAAUGGUGGUUGAAAGAGAAACAAGUGGAACUGACGGAAUUGGCUAGGUCCAAACCGGUUUGGCAAGUUUUUUGAUAAUCUGUUGAAUUUUUUUUUUUAAAUUGUUCUGGAAUAGACAAUGUUACAUCAUUUUUCUGUUUUCAUCAACGGCUUAUGGGUUUAGUUCUGUUCCAUUUUUUCAACCCUUCUACAUCUCUGUGCCCAAUUCUUAUGUUUGCUCCAACUUCCUGCGGAUAAGGUAAGAUAUGAGUGAAAAUAGGAGCUCAUUGAUUGAGAUGCAGCUCAUGGCAUUUGUUUUCUACGUAAGUGAUCUAGAGACCUGCAACUUGUGUAAGUAAUAAAAACCCCGCCGUCUCUGCUUUUUCCUGAUACUAGUCUCUUCCUCUUCGUCCCUUUUUGAGGGCCUCAUCUUUAUCCUCCUCCACUAGGAAUUAUUUUCCCCGGAACUAAACUAGAACCUGGAAUUGAACUUCUGAACAGCAAUUCCAGUUUUUUUUCCUCAGUAUAUGGCCAUUUCACAGAUCGUAUAUAAUUCUCACACAGGCUUUAUAUUGCAAGUAUCAUCAACAUGUCAACUUUGUCUUAGCUUUGAAUUUGGAAGUGCACAAUCGUAUGCUUGAGGAAUAAUCUCUGUUUUUAGCACCAUAGUUUCAAAGGUUGCCCUUGUAGUCUUAGGGGAAGCCCUUAUCAGGGAGCUCCGCCCAAAACACUCGCUGCCAUGACAAACCAGUCAGAAUCAUUGUGGGACGAGGAAUUUUUUAAGGUCUCUUCUGAUAAGUAUUUCUCUCCAUGUACAUAUUAGGAAAGAGAGUUCAUGAGCUUUCCAUAGCGUGCCACAUCUGUCCUGGAGUGUGGAAUCACAUAUGUAGAGUCCAAUCGAUGCAUGUCUUACAUGAUUGCUCUUCUUCGUGGUGUAUGUUCCAAGGAGAAACAUGACCUUAUUGUCCUCUGAUCUUAGUGCCAACUAUGAAUAAUGAUGCCUUUGCACUAGAUCUGAGCUCUGGUAUCUUUCCCCUGGUGUCUAAUUAUUGUGAAAAAACAAAUACUCACGUUGCCACCAAGAAGUUGCUACAAAUGGUCGACCUGUAGGGAUAUCUCUGUCUCUUUAGAAAAUGGUCUUUGACUCCUAUUUGAUUAAACUAUGGAUUUAAUAUCGGUUCUAUCUAACACUUUAUUUUUAUGUAAUCUUAAUUCUUUCUUAAUCUAUUGCCUGCAGAUUUUGCAAGAAGAUUUCACCAAGUGUCAUGUCAGUUCACAUGUAAGCCAGCUGUUAGAAAGCAAGAAAUCAACUGGAGGUGGUGUUAAACAUGCAAAGGUGAGCAAUCAAGAAGCUUAUGGUAGAUUUGAUUGCUGGCUUUAUAUUUCUAUGAUUAAAGGUCAAAAGGCUCUUAGUCUGUGUAAGCGAAAUAUAUUAUAGAUGAGACCCACAGAAUACCUAGAGGUGAGGACAUGAGUGAUGUUGAAGAACAGUAUCCUUAUUAAAAAUACAAUAUCUUCAUGACCCGACGGGCUACAAGAACGUUUAAGUAAUUACGUUUUGUUUUCCCCCAUGAAUAUCAACAAGUUCAAAGGUAUGGAAAUUGGAUGGUAGAUGUGACAUCAUAUUUUAAUUUUUAAGAGUUAAAAAAAAUGGUUUCCUUUAGAAAAAUUUAGCUGUGCGACUUUCAGUCUUAAUCCGAGUCUAGUUUAAGGCACUCUGAUGUGUUUCUCUGACCAAUUAGAGAAACACAUCAAAAUGUGUGUUCGUUUUACUGCGAAAAUGGAGGUUAGCCUGACCAAUUAGAGGCAGACCACCAUGAGGCAACCAUCUUAUAUUGAUGAUGCGGGUCUGUUGGGAUCCUGUUGGAAAUAACUUGGGAAUGACAAGUGCAACAUGCUCAGCAAGAAAGUAACAGUAUCAUCGAUCAAUCUACAGUAUUGAGAAUGCUUAGGAUGCCCUUCAUUAUCGUGCAGAUCCCAUAAAAGUAUUGGGUGUAGGCACGACGAGAGGGUCUUGGCAACCAUUACAAAAGUCAGUCAAAUGAUUCGCAUCAUGGCUUGAAUUUAGUUGAACAAAUGUUAUUGUCCUUAAAUUUUUUCAGUCAUAUUAGGUUCAGGGCUGCUUACCAUUGCUUGGGCUUGCUGUAGCCUUUGAGGAUAAAGAACAUAGGGCCAACGUCUCAUCAUCGUCUUGAAUUUGCCAAAGUGUCCCCAUGACGCAACCAUUAUGGUCAACUGUGCUCAUUACCAUUUUUCAAUUAUUUUUUGAAUCUUUAAUCUUUUCCUCAGAUCGGUGGGCGGGGAACAUAGGGAUGCAAUCAUUUUAUUUUUAUGUGAUGUUUAUUGAACAUUUUGUCAAGCAUUUAUUUAUUUAUUCAAGUUCGUAUGUCGAUAAUCUAAUAGUUGCUGACUUGAGCUAUGAACCAGAGGCUUGGCUGUAGAUCUCCGUUCUAGUUUUAAUUCCUUACUCAUUUCCGUUAGUGUAUCAACCGUUUUGUUCUCUGUGGACAAGAUAAUUCUAGUUGAUCUACUCACUCUCUGUUGUGGGAAACUGGUGGAAUGAAAACUGUUCAGCGAGGAGAAAUGAGCUUCCUAGAAAUAAAACAAUAGAAUUACUGUUGUUAGUAAUGCUUUACCGUGGUUUACAUAGUUCAGUAUGAAAUUUUCAUGCCUUUGCAGCUAUACCUUCUUUAGGAUGCCUUGCAUGCAAGCACUGCACUUUUUUAUUAGUAACUUUGUUUGAAAUACGUUUGUAGGUGGUUGCUAAUGUACCGUUCAACAUAAGUACAGAAAUAAUAAAACGGCUUCUGCCAUUGGGUGACAUCUUCUCUGAUGUGGUGCUUUUACUACAGGUUUGACAUUUUUUUUAAUUCAUUUUGCCCUAAAAAUUGGCUGAGCGAUUUGGUACAUGCUUCUGGUUUCAAUGAUGAUUCUUAAUUUCUUGUUCCUCAUACACGGCAAAAACAUGCAUCUGUGGACAGAUUCUAUGAUAACUCAGCCUAGUCCCCUUCAGAUCAAUCAUCAAUAUUGAGAAAUUCAGUCGAACUUUCAAUUAUGCUUAUUAAAUAUACGAAAUGAUGAGCCUUGAUUAGUUCCACUUGGCUCAUUCAAAUUGUGAAAGUUUUCAGGCACAAAUACAGGUCAUAAAAUGAGGUCUCGAUGAAUGGAAAUUUCUGAUUCAUAAUAAAUAAGUGGAUACUCGAGUUAUGUCACAUUAUCAAAUAUUAAUGAUGCCACAGGUGAUCAUGCAUGGAGAUUCAGUAUAAACUCUUUCAUAGGUUUCUGACAGAGUGGUUGUCUUUGCCUUCCUGGGUAGGCAUCUCGGCCAAUAGUUAUCAUUAUAUUUCUAGUGUGUGCCAUUAUUUCUUGAAUUCUUUUUCCGAUUUGUGAGAAUAUCAUGAUCUUCAGGAGAUUGGCCUUGUUAUAUAAAUGCAACGUUUAUUAAGCUGCUUUAAUGGCCUUUAAUACUGAAUAGCUGAAUGUUUUAGGACGAGACAGCUUUUCGUUUGGUAGAUUCCCAACUAAGAACAUCAGAGUACCGCGCGAUCAACAUCUUUGUCAACUUUUUCUCAGGUACGAUGGUUUUCAUGAAGAUGGCUCAAAUUCUGUGAUAGAAUAAGAAAAAUACCUGACCUUUUGUUCCUUUUUUUUUUGUUAAAAAAAUAGCUUUUGUGAGAAUUUUUUUUUCUUCCGUCUCCUUCAGAUGCAGAAUACAGAUUUAAGGUUGACCGAACAAAUUUCUUCCCUCGCCCCAAUGUGAGUACUGCUUCUUCAAGGUUGAUAUCAUUACUUAUGAAGCAUAUGCACUCUCAGUCUGCUUGCUGUCAUAUCGCAUCAUCCUUCUAAUUGAGGACGAUGCUGAUGAGGUGUGCGUGAGGAAAUUAAUAUCAAGCAAAAUAUCAUCGUGUUUCUUGGUUUUUCUACAGUGAAAACAUUUAGUUUUUGGCAUUCAUUCUUUGAUCUUUAGCCGUACGUUGAUUGGUUAUGGCUUGUCAUGAUCAGUAUAAGUACUGAACAUCUUCAUAUGAAUGGCAUCGACAGGUGGAUGGAGCCGUCGUCAUGUUCAAGCUAAAGAGACCAACUGAUUAUCCAGAAGUCGCAUCAGUCAAAGACUUCUUUUCUAUGGUUCGUUUCACGUUGAACCCAUCUGGGAAAAUUUAUCUCCCUCCAUCUGAUGUUCUUUGUAGAAUUCUCUUCCCAUAUCUGAUUACCGAUUCUGAACCUAGUGAUGAUUUAAUGCAGGUGAAUUCUGCCUUCAAUGGUAAACGGAAGAUGCUCCGUAAAUCUCUCCAGCAUCUUCGAACACCCUCUGAGAUCGAAGAAGCCCUGAGCGAUGCUGGUCUCCCUGUUACAGUGGGUCGCUGCUAUUUUAUUGUUUUUCUGCUACCUUAGUAAUCUGGUCUUCAAGUUGACUAAUGUUUGCCUGCAAAAUCACAGGCAAGGCCAGAGGAGCUCUCUCUGGAGGACUUUGUAAGGCUGCACAACUCAUUGGCCAGAGCACACGAUUAA